UGCGUUUUGAUCCUUGAACCAAGGCAGAGUCCCGACUCCCUCUCCCUCUUCCCUUCGUUUCACAAGCCCUAGCCAGUGCCCCACUCCGUUCGUCGUCGCCGUUCGCAGUCACUGUUGGGAAUCGCCGUUCGUCAUCGCCGUUCUUCUUCACCGUUCAAGCCAGAAACCAAAGUGGGUGCAGAAUUGCAGAAUUUCAUCAAAACAGAACGACAAAAAAAAAAAGAAAAAAAAAAAAGAUCCGUCCGUACAACUCGACAUGUACGGACGGGUCGGGUUGGGUUGGCACGCUUUGGGCAACCGGGUCGGAUCCGACCAUGCACAGAACCGACUUUUGCUUACGGGUUGCAGGCCUACUCACUAGUGGAGUCCAGUAGACAGCUGAUUGAUUGGCUGCCUGCUUUUCCUAAUUCAGCCUUCCUAAACUAGGGCUACUUUUGCAUCUUGUUUUGCAAUACGAAGCCCUAGAUAACUCGCCCUGUGCAGAAAUUGGCUAGUCAACCAUAGAAUCGAAGGCACAAUCGAGGAGUCCGAUGCAGGCUUGCUACUGAUUGGAGAGCUGGAUUUGAAGUAUGGCGGGGACUACCAACUCUGGUCACAAUGACCUAAUUACAAAAGAAGCUCCUCAGUUAACUGCAGUCUUGAAAGAAAUGAAGGAAGGGUUAGAUUCUGUAAGGAGUAAAGUUGAAGCUUUAACCACGAAGGUGAAAUCAAAUCAGCUUCCAACAGCAGAUGGGAUUAGCUAUCUUGAAGCCAAAAAUUUGCUUCUCCUAAACUAUUGCCAGUCAUUGGUCUAUUAUCUGCUUCGCAAAGCUAAAGGAUUCUCGAUUGAGGGCCAUCCUGUUGUUCGGAGCCUAGUAGAGACAAGGUUGUUUUUGGAAAAGAUUCGACCGAUUGACAAAAAGCUCCAGUACCAAGUCCAGAAGCUCACAAGGGUUUCCGCAGGUACAGCAGAAGCUGUAGGUCUGAGGGAAGAGUCAGAUGCUCCUCAGAAGGUGGAGGAUCUUUUGAAAUAUCGUCCGAACCCUGACAUGCUUGUUCCCAAAUCAGAUAUGACUUCCGAGGAAGCUGGCGGCGUGUAUCGACCCCCCAAGUUUGCCCCUACUUCUAUGGAGGAAGGUAAGAUCUCAAGGCAUGAAAGGAAUGCCUCGAGAAUGGAGAAACAGAUCCUAAGGCAAUCUAGGCAGAGUGAUUUUGUGCGUGGGCUGAUGAAUGACUUGGAGGGGAGACCUGAAGAGGUCAGAGAAAUAGUUGGACAUGAAAGUAGAGAGCUUGCUAGAUAUAUGGCAAAAAUGGAGAGGCGUGCACAGGAAGAAGAAGAGCUUUUCACUCGUGCUCCCAUGACAAAGAUGGAGAAAAAGAAGGAGAAGCAUCUAAAGAAAUCAAGAAAUGGGUUGCUUGGACUGACAGACGGUUUCUAUGAUGAAAUCAAAACCUUACCACUAGAGGAUGAUGGCAGUGAGCAAGUGACAAGCUUUGAUAAUGGUAGCAAUAGAAUGCAAAAAUUUAAGAAGCACAAGAGGCGGCACUGAGCAACAACAAAAUUGGAUCUUUGGAUUUGCUGAGCAACUGGGAGUUAAAGCUGCGUGGCAGUUCUGUACCGUUAAAGUGGUAAUUUAAUAUUUAAAUGGAUGCGUGUGGUGCAAUUUUGUUUACCAUCUGAUGUAAUUCCUUUCAAGGCAAACUACCAAAGAAUAUUGUAGAGAAAAAACCUCCCCCAGUUUUCCAGAUGAGUUUAAUUUGUUUGAUUUGAUCA
Messenger RNA from Carya illinoinensis, 1753 nucleotides. Its product is annotated as neuroguidin-like. The record is from RefSeq and is a predicted model, not a curated record. Gene Ontology annotation, cellular component: nucleolus; small-subunit processome. The transcript has 10 exons. The coding region runs from base 570 to 1529 and encodes 319 amino acids. Gene Ontology annotation, biological process: maturation of SSU-rRNA from tricistronic rRNA transcript (SSU-rRNA, 5.8S rRNA, LSU-rRNA). NCBI's taxonomy places the organism in Eukaryota, Viridiplantae, Streptophyta, Magnoliopsida, Fagales, Juglandaceae.